CGAUUGCAGAAACAGCUAAGCAAAUAUAUCUAUUUAGACAUUUUUUUGUCCCAUGGCAAUUUCAAAAGAAGAUUAAUGGUAGGCAUUAAGCAUUUAUGUUAAACUACCUAUGUAUUGUCGCAACCAUAGUUUUCAAAAGUUUACCUGGGAAUAAAAAUCAUAAUGCAGAAUGGACCAAGGUUAUCCCAGUCUGAUUGUUAUUAAUAUCUUUUUUGAAUUAUAUGACUGAAUUGAUCAUCGAUAUGUGAAAUGCUAAUUGCUAAUAACAGUCGAGUCAAAUCAAUAAUACAUUCAAACUGAAACAAAUUUAAUCGAUGUACAUGUUUACAUGGACUGCAAUUCUUACAAGCAUGUUGCAACAAGUGAUACGAGAUAAUAAACUUGAAGAAACCAUGAAGACAGGAUAAUGAGAGGAUGGAUCAUAGCUGAUGAUGGAUAUUAUAUACAACAGGACUAUGAAAAAGAGAUGGCACAUGUAUGAGGAAAGAUGCAAGCAAACAGUUCUGCUCUGUUUCAUUGUUGCAACUAUCAUAUACCUCUUCACAUUAGCUAAUAAAGAACCUGGGAAACCUGAGAAAUCUUAUAACGGUGUCAUAUUCUUCAAAACUAUCACAGAGAAGAUACCUAACUCAGCUGUAGACAAGGAUACAGCACUUGUGACCGAGGAGUGGUUCUUCACGUGGCUUGAAAAGACGCAAGUUCAUUGUGAUGAUGUCAUACGUAUUGGGAACCAACAAGAUGGAGGCUGGAACAUGUGUGUAUCUGGCCCAUAUAAGCCUCAAGAAAAAUGCUUAGUCUACUCAUUUGGGAUAAACAAUGAUUGGUCAUUUGAUGAUGAUGUAACUUCACGAUUUUCCUGUGAAGUACAUUCAUUUGAUCCCAGUAUGAAUAUGAGCGACCAUCGUAGGUCUGAGACUAUCUACUUCCACAGUAUGGGAUUGAGUAACAAGGACUAUGUAACACUAGAGGGUUGGCCUAUGAUGUCCUUCUCAUCUAUUCUAACAGAACUCAAGCAUGAAAAGGCCAUAAUGGACAUGUUAAAGAUGGACAUUGAAUACAGUGAACAUGAAGUGCUCCCAGACUUGUUUGCAGAGGGAGUACUGCAGAACAUAAAGCAACUUGCAUUUGAGUUCCACUUCAAACCAGGCCUCAGUCCCGAGAGAUACAAAUCAUUCUACACGACACUUAGUAAAUUAGAAACACAAUUCAACUUCAGGAAGUAUCUAUACCAUAGGAAUGAGGUCUGUAGUGUAUUCUCACCCAUAAAAGAUAUAAAACGUUCAGGAUGCCAUGAGUUGUAUUACAUAAACCUGGAUUACAUGUGACAUCUUCAUUGGAUGGAUGGAAUCAUACUCUAGAUGGAUAAAAUCAGUAUUAUAACUGAACUGAUGUAUUGCUCUAAUGAUUUAAGUAAACAAGCACACACAAAUAUAGAUCUAUACAAUUUAUUUAUAAGAUUUUUUUGUUUUUGCAUUUUCGUUUGUACUUUUUUUUGGUAAAGUACAAAAAUAUAAGACACUUGAUAUAGUUGAUAUAUAAUUACCCAAGUACUGAUAUUCCUCAGUAGAACACAGGAAUGAUAUCAAGCAGAAUAACAACUGUUACUUAUUACCUAUGAGAUAAACUUGUUUAUAUAAAAUAACAUCACAUU
Owenia fusiformis is the source of this 1651-nucleotide messenger RNA. Lineage: Eukaryota; Metazoa; Annelida; Polychaeta; Sabellida; Oweniidae. The record is from the annotation of a GenBank genome assembly.